Messenger RNA from Rhodamnia argentea, 1901 nucleotides. RefSeq names its product zinc finger CCCH domain-containing protein 8. Lineage: Eukaryota; Viridiplantae; Streptophyta; Magnoliopsida; Myrtales; Myrtaceae. The coding region runs from base 43 to 1632 and encodes 529 amino acids. Gene Ontology annotation, molecular function: mRNA binding; metal ion binding. The transcript is spliced from 12 exons. The record is from RefSeq and is a predicted model, not a curated record.
AACACCCGCUUGAGAAAUUGGAAAGAAGCCGAACUCGAUCAGAUGAACAACUGCCGCGGAGAAGCGUUCAUUCCUCCACCGUCGAUGGCAAAUCAGCUGUACGGGACAGUCCCCCCCGCGGCCAAAAUCAAUCUCUCCGGCGUCUCCACCUCCACCUCGACCAACCUUCUCCGUAAGCGUAUGGAAAUGGCUUCGGACCCGGACGCGUCCUUCCUUGCAUCCGCAUUUGGAGGACCCUCUCAGUCUCAGAGCAGCGCCAGUGCCCUCGCUUAUUCUCCCACCGACGUCGUUGGUUACUCUUCCUAUGCCGGUGGCUUGGGUGCUCGCUCCUCCUCCUGGUCUCACUCUCACCUUCGCCUCGAUGAUGUGAAUCCGCUUCUUUCCAGCAUCAAGCGCCCCUCCCAAGCGCUCUACCAUCGGAACCUUUUGGAUGCCCAAAGAGCGAUUGGGCAAAGUGAAGCGUGGUAUUCUACCAACUUGUUAUCCAAGCGCCCUAGAUUGGAGAGUGCAAGCAAUUUGCCUAUUUAUCCACAGAGGCCAGGAGAGAAGGAUUGUGCUCAUUAUAUGCUUACAAGAACUUGUAAAUUUGGACUUAACUGCAAGUUUGACCAUCCUAAUUGGGUUCCCGAGGGUGGAAUCCCAGAUUGGAAAGAGGCGCCACUUGUGACAACAGUUGAUUCCCUUCCACUGAGAGCAGGAGAGCCAGAUUGUCCUUACUUCCUCAAAACCCAAACAUGUAAAUUUGCUUUGAGGUGCAAGUUUAAUCAUCCGAGAGAUAAAAUUACUCCUUUGGGUACUUCAGAUGAUACUUUGACCUUACCAGAAAGGCCGACUGAGCCACCAUGUGCAUUUUACCUGAAGACUGGGGACUGCAAGUUUGGGGCAACCUGCAAAUUUCACCACCCAAAGGAUAUUAAGGUGACACAGGUAAUACAAGACACCACUGCUGGAGAGCCGAGGAAUUCAGUAGCAGAGAAUGACAGAAUGGUCAGAGAUGUAAAGCUUGUCAAGCCUCUUGUCUCUCUUUCUCCUGCUUCAUUACAUAAUACCAAGGGACUUCCUAUAAGACCGGGUGAAGUGGACUGUCCUUUCUACCUUAAAACCGGCAGCUGCAAAUAUGGUGCCACUUGCCGCUACAACCACCCUGAGAGGCCUGCUAUUGAUCUCCAUGUUGGCAUUGUUCCAAUGGUUGGAGCUUCACCGCCCAGCAAUCCAAAAUUUGCUGCUCGCACAGCAGCUUCUAUCUAUCGAGCUGUUGAUCCCAGAUUGUCGCAAUUGAUGUUGGGAGUUGGUCCAACUAUUUACCCUCAGCGUCCUGGGCAGAUUGAAUGUGAUUAUUACAUGAAGACGGGUGCAUGUAAGUUUGGGGAACAAUGCAAAUAUCAUCACCCUAUUGACCGGUCAGCUCCUACACAGGCAAUGGCAAAUCAAAGUCAACAGACUGUUGAGCUUACGCUCGCAGGAUUACCCAGAAGAAAGGAUGCUGUUGUGUGCCCAUAUUAUCUGAAGACUGGGACGUGCAAGUAUGGAGCUACUUGUAAGUUUGACCAUCCACCUCCUGGUGAACUCAUAGCUAUGGCGGCAACGCAAGGACAAUCUGCCACUGAGGGAGAGGAAGCAAAGAAGAAGUGAAAGAUGGUGCAGAGCAACUGCUGAUGCAAUGAGGUCCGUCCCACUUGUGAAUGUCAUCAGAGGGAUCAGAUAUGUGCUGUUGUGCAUCUCUCUUUAACUUUCAUAAGCUUUCUAGAGCAAGACUUAUUUGUGUAUUUAGCAGUAAUCAUGGUAAUUGCUCCUUACUGGUUUCUGAUAGUGAUCUCUUUUAUAACAAAUUGUCAGAAUUUUUAUCAUCUAUAGAUGGCUAGAAAUUCCGAGUGAAAGGUGGUCUUGGUUUUUUGGUGAAA